Messenger RNA from Varroa destructor (honeybee mite), 9720 nucleotides. RefSeq names its product tripartite motif-containing protein brain tumor (gene brat). Lineage: Eukaryota; Metazoa; Arthropoda; Arachnida; Mesostigmata; Varroidae. Gene Ontology annotation, molecular function: protein binding; ubiquitin protein ligase activity; zinc ion binding. The record is from RefSeq and is a predicted model, not a curated record.
CUCAAUCUGACGACAGCAAAGCAACUGCAGCGACGAGGACGGCCACAGCAGAAACAACAACGACGACGACGACGGCCACAGCAUAAACAACAACGACGACGACGCUAGCGACGAUAAAGGACACGGCAAUAACAACAACAGAAGUAUCAGCACCAGUGACUGCUGGCGUAGUAGUAGCGGCAAUGGAACGCAUGGAGUAGGCAGCGAGGAGUCAACGAAAGCGGUCGGUGGCCGGAUGAUGUUAGUCGCUUGCCUGUCCCUCACGCCUAAGUCACAUUGCAGCGGCAGCGCGACUGGCAGAAACAGCAACAAGCAAAGCAGAAGCAGCAGCGGCCGGGGACUAAGCGACCACGAUCAAGCGAGUGCUUGAAAGCGGCAGCGACGGUGGCGGCGGCAGGAACAGCGACAACAAUAACAACCGCAACGACGACGACGUAGAGCGGAACGACGAUCGCAGUCAGUCGAGUCCGGUACUCCAGCCGAACAGCAACCAGAAAAAGGAGAAGACGGACGAAUGUAGUAUCAAAUCUCAAGGAUAGCAGACGGCGGCAGCAACAGCUAUUGCAGAUGUCGCUGACGAAUUGAGCAAAAGAAAACGAAAACGUGCAACCCAGAGUUCUAGGCAAAAACGCUAGCUCGUGCGAUGAUCCUUGGUUGACGUCGUUGGCCACCGCCCUUCCUACAGCCAAACGUAACAGCGCUUAACCUUUUUGCAGAAUGUAAAAAGGUCGGAGUAAGAACACAUUACAUUUAUCGGGACAAGAGGACACAGGCCUGAUUUAGGCAAGAGGAAAGUAGACCGGAAAUUGAUAGCCGACGUAAAACACGUUCCCAGUCACCGGCAUCCUUCGAGAGAGAAGUUGCGGAACUGAGGCUUCAGGAAGGAGGCGGCCUCUUCUCUCGUCGAUGUAGAUAAGCCGAACAGAAGGGCCUUCGCAAUAAGGGUGAGCGCAAGAAACGGAUUGGACCGGAGUAAAUCGUCGGUACUCAGCAUCACUCAGAUUUCGUGAAAUAUCAUUUGAGGAGCUGGCAGUAGUGCGCUUAUGUUAUUGCCGUUGUUAUUGUUGUUGUUGUUGCAGCUAAUUUGAAUCCAGCUGGCGACCAGUUUAGGGGAAAGCAACUUCGCCAGCCAGCUGCUACAGUUCAGCUACUAAUCUGCUUAUCGGUUUACCAGUAAUCAUAAUAACGAUAGCAAGUCUCUUUAGUAACUGCGUUGGCUGGAAAUAGCGUAUGUACGUUAAGGAGAACGUUGAUUUGCCUGCUCACGGCCGCCAGACUAUACAUAAGUAAAACAAAAAGGAAGUUAAAAAAUUUGUGCGUUCGCCAAGUUAUAAAAAUUGAAAGUCUCCGAUCGAGUUGCUCGUUGAAGGACUCACUCGUGGUACUCGAGCUGGGCACUAAAUUGUUGUUAAUUUUGUUGUUGUUGAAGAAGUGACUCUUGACAACUGAUUGCCUGAUUGAUUCUUUACCUAACCGAUUAAUUGAUUAACUCAGGGAACAGCAUCUGUGAUUUGCAGUGUCCAUAAGAAGCAGCCGAUUUGCUUGUACUAAUGUACUAAAAUCGUGUAGAGUAACAGGAAGUGAUGUGAGGAAAAAGCGUGUGUCAAAAGUGUUGCCCAGCAAACAAGACAGACGAAAAUAAGUGGGAGGCAACGGACGCGCGCAUAACUGAGCGGCAACAGCCAUCACACCUAUGUUAAAUUGUGUAGAAAAAGGCUGUUUGUAAUUCUGGGCUAUAGAAAAGCAGCUUCGCGGUGUCACUGGCUAAACGUUACUGUGCAUUGGAAUACUGCGGCGAUCCCCGCGAGACCCCGUACUAACGGCAGGCAGUAUAGGCGGAGUUCAUUGACCCGAGCUGGAGGAAGCACUGGGAAAACGCGCUGGGAUUCGCUGUCAGCGGACAUCGCCAGCUAACGUCUGGAAGACUCGAGAAAAACCACAGGUCCAGAAGACGAUUCAAAAAGAUCUCACGAAGGUUACUGAUAACAGCAAACAUUCAUCUGGCCACUUAUUUGUCGGACUUGUAACCAGCAGGAGAGUGCCUGUUGAAACCAAGUGUGAUCCAACUUGACCACGCGGGGUAUUUACGUGAUGGUCAUCAUCUGUUAACAUUCUAUUCUGAGUUUCGAAGUUGUCAUUUUUCAGCCGCUGUUAUGGAAAACGACUUGCAGCUCUGCUAUUGUCAUUCAAAGCUGGAGGUAGCUGGCUGAAACGAAAAGGUGAAUUAGUGAGUUCUCAUCUUGGCUCACACUUUGAUGGCAAGCCGUCCGUGUAGGAAGUGGGUUGAUUGGUUCACGUAGGCACGUUGUUUGCUGGUUGAGUGCACACGUGGGUGUUAUCCGCUGUUUUAGGUGGACGAAGAAGAGGCGCAUAAUCUGCAAUCAGCAAUCAAACACACCGAAAAUUCUAGAGGAGUCUGGAAUGUUACAGUGUUGGGUAAUGAUAUCUCCACAGAAGCGGUGUUCUCCAGCCUCGCGUCAUUCCUGAGAUACGUAGGUCACUUGCACAUGCAAUUACUACAGGCUGAACCGUAUAUAUGUAGUGGCAACGUACCAAGAGAUAAGCGUCAUCGCAUCUGUUUCAUGCGUUUCCGCACCGUUGUCGUUUGAACGUGCAAAAAAUCGUUCAUUGGAUAGUUGAUCAUCGAUCGACGCCGUUUCAUACAACAUACCUCGAGCGUCAUUAUCAUUACCGUCACCAACAAUAUCUUCAUUGCUCUCAUGCGCCGUCUCCCCCCCCCGGCCUCUAGCUUUUUUAUGGCUGCUAUUAUCGGGUGAAUGACAGAGGAGAAGUUGGUCGUCUUAAGAGAGAACCUGUCAAGUCGACACCUUAUGUGCGCGCGUAGUUGUCCGCCGUAGAUGCUUUCGCUGAACUCGUACUAUCGUGCAAACACCACGCAUACGUUAGUGAAUAUAAUUAUAAUCACCAUAAUACGAAUACAACUGUACAGUUAUCACUGCAGUACUAUUGCAACCUUUACCCGACGUCAUAUGCUGCUCGUCUACGCCGCGCGAUACGAAAAAGAAGAACUUACUUAUACACUCAUUAGCAAUCAAGCAAGCUUACUCAAUUGAUCAAACUAUCUACCGAGAGGCGAUGCUUAGUAUAUAGCGCACAGCUAUCCAGUCAGUAGAAAGCAAGCAACAUUACUAAUUAUUAUUAUUACUAAUGCUACAAUUAUAUUGGUAAAAGGAACACUUCUACGAGCAAUACUACGAGUGUUGUGCUGCAGUUGUUGUGUGUCCGUAAAGUCCCUUUGGCAGAAGCAAAUAAAAAAAAAAUUAGCAAUCAACAAACAAACGCAAAAGAAGGACUGGGUUGGGACACGCACAUCUUCACAUCCCGUCUCACCUCAGUUCAGCCGAAGUCGAAGUCCCCAUAGAUGCAUAAGUGGAGCCCAACAAACACAAGGAAAAAAACAACAUAGUCAGACGAAGUGACUAAACUUACCAUUUUGGUAAAAGGACGCAGAGAAAUAGAAUUUUGCAUUCAUCAUACAAUCCAGGGUACAACGUUAAGCGCCACCUAUUGUUGCCCUUAAUUGCAAAUUGUUAAGUUUUGGAGAGUUGAAUUUUAAGCAGUAAAAAUCGACGAAAGGAACGCAUCCUGUUGAACUUUGACCAGCGUUCAUCUCAAUAACCAAUAAAAAAUCAUCGUAUAGGCUGGAACUCAAUUUAUAAACUAGCCUAGAAGAUUUUGCUGGUCAGGAUCCGCUUAAGACUGCGCACUGUCCAUCAGAUAAACGGUGCAAAGAAGAUCGCAAAUAGUCAACUUUCAGUAACGUAGUUUCAAUCUGCUGAUAAUCGAGUCCCGCUGAAACUGGACUAGACGUGAUACCGAAAAAAUUUGAAGAGCAACCACAAAAGAAGACGCGGUGACGCUUGAUAAGUGCACUGCCACUCGACGUAUCAACAUACUUAUCCAUAUAUUGUCAUCCGCUCGUCCUGGAAUAUUACCUUUCCGAAUCGCCGAGUUGUCGGCCUCGCCUUACGGACAAGCCACUGCCGCCGUACAAAGGAAGACAAGAUGCCAGAACUACAAAGCAUCGAGGCAUCCCUUUUGGAGACGCUUUCGUUUAACAACUCUCCCAGCCCCACUGAUGUGAAGCUAUCGCUUGGCGGCAGUCCUUCAAUGGGCUCGAACGCAUGUUCCUCACCUAAUACACAUUCGCCUUCGUCGUCGCUGACGGGUACACCGACAUUCGGCAGCGGAGAUUCCCCGCCUGCUAUAGAAGGAGUUCUUCCACUUCCUUCCUGUCCCUCGCUUGGACCUCUCGGUCCACCGCCACUUGGUCCCGUGGCGCAGAACGGAUCCGGAAAUGCUGGCGCUCAGCCGACAGUGAGCACCAAAUGUGGGCUCUGCCACGACACCUUUACCAUACCCAAGGUGCUAUCAUGCCUGCACACAUUUUGUCAGCCCUGCCUAGAAAAGGUGCAGGAGGGCCCCGAAAAAAUGAAAUGCCCACAGUGUGGCGUCGAGACAGCGCUGCCGGGUGCUGGCGUAGUAGGUCUUCUGAGCGACUACGCUAUUUCGAAUAUGCUCGAAAGUUCGGCGUUGGAUGGCGGAAGUCCAUCGUGCACGUCAUGCAAGAGCAAAGAAUCGGGGGCUAUCGCUCGCUGUUUCGACUGCGCCAACUUUCUAUGUCCCAACUGCGUCAUGGCUCAUCAGUUCAUGCACUGCUUCGAGGGUCACCGUGUGAUGACCCUAGGUGAACUGCAGAGCUCAAAGGAUGCGCAAACGGGAAAUGAUAGCGGGUGCAAGCCAGACAAACCAGUGUCAUGCCUUCGGCAUAAGAAUGAGCCACUCAAGUUCUUCUGCCAUACUUGCAACCUACCGAUAUGCAAAGAAUGUACACCGCUUGACCAUCCCAAAGGCUUGCACGACUACGACCUUUUAACGGACGUGGCGCCUAAACAUGUUGAGGGACUGGUCCAUCUGAUUGAGGAGGGUCGCUCGAAGAGCCAUGAGCUAAAGACACAGCUCAAGAACGCCGAGCAGGGACAACAGAGACUGCAAAUGGCCUACCAGAAGGCCCAAGGUGAAGUGAGCGACACGUUCCAGUUUUAUCGCUCUAUGAUCGAAGAACGUCGCCAAGAGACGCUCAAAGAGCUUGAGAACGUCUACAAUGCCAAAGUGCUGGCACUGGGCAUGCUGCAGAAAGGCGUUCAAGAGACUGUGGACAAAAUCGUCCGUGUGACCGAGUUCGUUGAACGACUCACCAAGUUUUCAUCUCAUACUGAAGUGAUGGUGUUCAAACAGCUGUUAGACAACAAGUUUCAAAGUAUUCUUUCGUACCAGCCCGACGUGAACAGCGCAAUGCAAAAUAUGGAUCUGGAAUUUGUUUCCAACUUUCAGGCUAUUCAGGUUGGAGUGAGAAACACUUUCGGCUAUAUCAAGCAGAGCCUGGAGACAACAACCCCGCCAACGUCAGGGGGGCCACUCUGUAACGGGAACGGAAACGGCCCGCCGGGGGUCACCGGACCCGUCAGCAGCAACAGUAUGUCUGGCGUUUCCUCCGCACCACUUCAACAAAAACCACUCGCACCAAUCGGGCGGCCAAUUGGUGGUGUAAUUGGAGCGGAACGAAUGCUCAACUCUCACGCAAUGACGCUUUCCUCAUCGCUCAUCUCGGCCGUAUCAUCUUCACCAUCGAUCUACUCCUCGGCCAUGAAUCACGGAAAUAAUCCAGCUAACAUGAACUCGAUGGGCUCAAUGACAUCGAUGGGCUCAAUGACAGGAUUGUCAGGUGGCUCGCAAACAUCGUCGAUGACCUCAUCAAGUCCAGGUAUUCCGAGUAUUCCGUCGAUAUUCGACUCAUCAACACUGACAAAGCGUCUUUCCUCGGCCAGCAGUCUAGGCCCAUUCUCAACAUCGCUUGAUAUAAACCCGUAUGAGAAAUGGUCAACCGGGGGAUGCGGCGACAUCUUCAGCGGAUCGUGCGCGCCUGGUGUCGUUUCGCCUGCCGACUUCUCGCUGACACCAGAUCCCCCGAUGGGGGUUGGAGUUGUUGGUGUUGGUGUAUCAGCUCCGAUGGGAGUUAGUGUACCGCCGCCAACAGCGCCUGCUAGUGUCGAUUUAAGCUCGAAGUUCGUGUCGCCCUCCAUCUACCCACUCAAGUCCCAACUCAAAAGGCAGAAAAUGAUCUAUCAUUGCAAGUUCGGUGAGUUCGGCGUCAUGGAAGGCCAGUUCACGGAGCCGUCAGGUGUAGCCGUGAACGCCCAAAACGAUAUAAUUGUUGCCGAUACAAACAACCAUCGCAUUCAGAUAUUCGACAAAGAAGGUCGAUUUAAGUUCCAGUUCGGGGAAUGCGGCAAACGUGAUGGCCAGUUGCUCUAUCCCAACCGCGUGUCCGUAGUCAAGACGUCAGGGGAUAUAAUAGUGACGGAGCGCAGCCCUACGCAUCAGAUUCAGGUGUACAACCAGUACGGACAGUUUGUGCGCAAGUUUGGUGCCAACAUUCUGCAGCACCCACGAGGUAUUACGGUGGACAACAAGGGCCGUAUUAUCGUGGUAGAGUGCAAGGUGAUGCGCGUUCUAAUCUUUGACCAAGUGGGCAACGUCCUGCAGAAGUUUGGUUGCUCCAAGCACCUAGAAUUCCCCAACGGCGUCGUAGUCAAUGACAAGCAGGAAAUCUUCAUCUCGGACAAUCGGGCCCACUGCGUCAAGGUAUUCAACUACGAAGGAGCAUUCCUCCGUCAAAUCGGAGGGGAGGGACUCACUAAUUAUCCUAUUGGUGUAUGCAUCAACCAACAGGGUGAGAUUUUGGUUGCGGACAAUCACAACAACUUCAACAUCACCAUCUUCACGCAGGAUGGCCAGCUCGUGAACGCGCUCGAGUCCAAGGUGAAGCACGCGCAAUGUUUCGAUGUCGCCCUCAUGGACGACGGUAGUGUCGUGCUCGCCUCCAAGGACUAUCGGCUGUACAUCUACCGCUAUAUACAGGUGCCCGCGCUAGCCCUCUAGGCAGCGGAAGAACAGAGUGUAGGGGGUGAAAGAACGGACCAGCAUCCGUCUCCUGUGAGGGUACGGUAGGCGACACGCGGGUCCUGCUAGCAACUUCAGCUGGCUUAUACCAAUAAACAUACUACUUCAGCUACUACUAGUAAGGCUAAUAAUAAUCAUCACAUGCGGGUCCGUCGUCAAGAACGACGGAUGGCGAGUGUUAACGUAAAUAAGAAAAAAGAUGCCCCAGUUGCUUCCAAGUCCUAAAUAACGAUGGUUAUACAGACAUAAAUCUAGAAAAAGCAAACACAUUCAUUGACGCAGCCACAUACCUACGUACACACGACGGAGCUGCUACCUACUCGGUCGUAAAGAGCUAAUUAUUAUUAAGUUAUUUAGGGGAGGCUCUUAAAUCGACGAAGGUAGAUUUUUUGACGCUCGCAUUGUAUCUAUCAUUUGCUAUUAUUGUAAGUCACUGAUAACUCGCGCGUUCAGUCAAAACGGCUCAGCCCACUCGCUACUCAAUUAUUAUUAUUAUCCGUUACGAUCACUACCGCUACUACAAUUUCGUUCGGGAUAAUUUUUGAAUCGUUGAAUAAUAUUAUUGAUUUAUCAUAACGACUCAACAAUCUCGUUCUAGACAAACAAACACACACAUAUACACACGAUGUAUUGCUGGUCCCUAGAUGAUAGAAAAACACAAAGUCUAUUGCGACUCGAAACUCGAGAAGAAGCAAGUUAUAAUAAUGGUAACAAGUAUACUACCACUACGACAACAGUACUAUUACUAGCCAUAUCCUCUCAAACUCACUCGUGAACUUGGCAUUCGUUCUGAGCAGGAGCGAUCAGGGCCGAACACACCCAAUACGAAAAUCCAGACAUUUAUUACUACCGGCUCGAGUCACUAAUCCAACUUACGAAUCGUGACUGAAGCCAACCGGUGAGGUGUCCACAGGGAUGUCCUUCAUAUAUUUUAAAUGGACACCUAGCGGGUGGGCGAAAAGAAUUAUUUCAAAAAAACAAACAAUACACAGAGCACUCGAAUACAGCUGAAGUGGAUAAAUAGUACUAAUACAUACAAAUACAGUAUGUAAUACAUAAAGCAGACAGAACUCGAUACACACAUUUAUGUAUACAUACAUCGAUUAGAUAUCAAUAAGACACCGAACUCCGUUGGCGUGAGAUACGCUUGCGCGGAGCGUGAUUGAUCGACGAUUUACCUAUUAUAGUAUAAUAUUGUUACUGUCGACUUAGGUGACAUCUUGUCUGUGCUCUAUUAUUACGAUUCGUAUAGAAAGUCAUUUGACUGACUAAAACUAGUAGAGGAGCUAAAGCGAAUGUACAGCUGAUUGAUCGAACGGGUGAAUGGGGUCAAGCUGGGUGAACAUUGUUGUAAUGGGAGCUCGACGUCCUGUUAGUCGACGUCUCGCACAUCUGUUCACUGUGUAGAAAGAACCUAAAUGAAAAAUAAGGCUUAGACGACGUUUUGGGGCCCGUGGUGGCCUGCUAGAAGCGUAAUCGUGAUUUGAAAUGGCACCGGAUAAAAUUAUAUAUGUAUAUGUGUGUCGCGAGUGAUUGUCCAUAAUGGUUGCUGAUUAACUGAUGCUCAGCAGCAGACUUCUGCAAAAAUUCAGCGACUCACUAUGACGUCGCUACAAGGUGAUUUAUUAACUGAUUUAUCCAAUCCAUCCGCGAUGAGCUCAAAGUCGUGAACUUCAUUGGAGUGAAGUACCCUUGAAGGUCUAGAUCAAGCUGUCGACCUCAGAUCGAGCGCGCAGAGCAAAGCGCAACACUUCCGUGAUGACACGACAUGCAUACCGACGAACGAUGGCAGUUAGCGUUCUAAUGGUAAUACUAAGGGGGAAGCACGGAUCAAUCCACACCAGCAAACUGUAAUUACGGAUUAAUAUAUUUAAGGGUAUAGAAGGUGUUAUGCUGACGAUGCAUUUUCGUCUUAUCUUUCCAACCCAUCUGCAGCCGAGCGACGAUACAUUCACGCUGGCGCGGAAUCAUUGUAAGGUUGCAAAUAACUGUCGGGCUACAUUUGCCGUCUUCCACGAAAGAACGAUACCGUGUAUGCGUGUGUGCCUGUGUGUGUGCGCGUGUGCGGGUGCGUGUGUGUGUGUGUGUGUGUGUGUGCGUGCGUGCGUGCGUGCAUGCGUGCGUGCGUGCGUGCGUGCGUGCAGGUGUGAAGUGCAACACCCCGAAUACCCGUGUAGUCCUGCCGAAGGAAGAAAAACAAAAAAAAAGAGCUCGUUGUGUUGGUAGCGGGCAACUGCUGCUCGUGCUUCAUUAAACGAAUGGGGCAAAAAAGAGGAGAAAAGGCAGCGAGUUAAAAAAAAGGAUCAUUAAAGGCGAUAGUGGGUAAGGGAACAAGGGUCGGUCCUAGUUGAUUGAUUGAUUGUCUCUUUAGUUGUGUUUCUUGGUGACGCUGUUAAACGUUUCGGCGAUCGCCUAUUCAAUGUUAUGGCCCUCCACCCGACCGCGUCGUUCUGUCGGGUUAUUUUGUGUAUACAGUAGAAUAUCGUGCACCAGGAUAUGGACAAUUGUGUCCAGUUGAAAAUUGUGCAAACGACGCAUGUAAGCCGGCCGUCGGGUUCACGAGGCGCUCAAGCACAUAUGAUCUCUUAGUUUUGGUUGGUUGGUUGGUUGGUUGAUUGAUUGCUUCUUUGAUUGAUCAUUCAUUGGUUGAUUGGUUGACGGAUGGUUCAUUGAUUUGUUGGUUAGUUGAUUGAUCGAUGAGGAAUAAUAAUAAUCAUACGACAAUAAUAAUGAUGA